Messenger RNA from Ixodes scapularis (black-legged tick), 597 nucleotides. RefSeq lists its product as uncharacterized. Gene Ontology annotation, molecular function: amine binding. NCBI's taxonomy places the organism in Eukaryota, Metazoa, Arthropoda, Arachnida, Ixodida, Ixodidae. The coding region runs from base 1 to 597 and encodes 198 amino acids. The transcript is spliced from 5 exons. The record is from RefSeq and is a predicted model, not a curated record. Gene Ontology annotation, biological process: symbiont-mediated perturbation of host defenses.
AUGUAUUUGCUGUCGCUUCUCGUUAUUUUCUGUCUUUCAAUUUGUAGUUACUCUCAAGAUACAGGUGAGGCAACCCCACUACCAGAGGAUGACCCGAAAAACUUUCCAUGUCAAAAUGCAACAAAGAUUGUUGAAUUACCUGGAAGACACUGGGUCAAGAAACGAACAUACUCAGUGACGACGAAAAUGGGAGCACCGACAUGUGAAUAUGCACAAAUCCAGAGCAAGGUGAAGGAAAAUGAAUACACCUUAGAACUGGGCGCUAAAUUUGGAUCUAAGAGGGUUUCAAAUCAGCAAACAUUGUUUUUGGAAACCACUGGCAAACACCCAGCCCCGAACGUGCUCAAUUUUACCAGACAAAGUGCUGAUGGAAGACUGGGACAUCCGCUACUCUACUCUGAUUACGAGAAAUGCUCUAUUGUAAGAAUUACGAAAAAGGACUCGAGCGAGUAUCGUUGCGACAUGCUGCUAUUGGACGAGGCUGCCAAAAAUGACCCACCUACUGAGUGCGAGAAAAGGUUUACAACGUAUUGCACAGGUACUCCAGUUGAAGUCUACAGUAGUGAUUGUGAAGCAACAGGAGCAGAAGCUGUGUGA